This is a messenger RNA of Linum trigynum, 1777 nucleotides long. Lineage: Eukaryota; Viridiplantae; Streptophyta; Magnoliopsida; Malpighiales; Linaceae. The record is from the annotation of a GenBank genome assembly.
CCUUUUUCAGAUUUUUUUAUAUUAUCCAAACCUACUAAAAUAGUAUUAAUUAGUCAAAUCUUUCGCAAUGUAUCAAAAUAUUAGUAUUUUUUACGUUAUCAUUAAUAAUUUUAUAAUUUUUUUCUUAGUUAAAAUACUAAAAUUUUGGAAUGUUGACUUUCAUGUGUCUCUUCCAAGUCAGUAUCAUGUUGCCAAGUCAAUAUUCUCUCUCCUCUUUUGGGGCUCGCUGCUGGGGAGCUGGAUCGUUCGAUUCGCCUCCAUCGUCUUUGAAACCAGCUGGCGGAAUCAACAGGCUGACGUUCGGUGCAAGGAUUCGUCGCCGGAUGAAGCCCAGGCAACGGGAUGGCCGGCUUCUCCGAGUUAUGGAGACGGCGACUCUGUCGCGGACCACACGCCGGAGAAGGGUUUCAGAGGAUAGACGGGCGCGGGUCACGGCGGCGUUGCCUGAUGAAGAGAUCGUGGUUAUCGUCAAGUGCGGAGAUUGGGGACUCUGUGGAACAACCCCUUAAGAAACGACGGAGGUUACAGAAAAUUCAAUGGAGAUUCUAUCUCCCUCUUUCAUCGGAAAUGGAGGAAUCGGGUGUUGCCCUGUUCGCGGGGGAGAAGAUGCAAAACCCAGAAGAUGGAAUUGGGAUCCAAAUCUCUUCGGAGGAUCCAAUUCAAGUUUUCCCCUUCAGGGAGGGGAUUAGUCCCCAGGAACCAAUUUUUGGUAGAUCGAUUUGUAAAUCCCCCUUGAAGGGUGGGUUUUCUGCUGCUAGCAAUUUUGUUACUUUUAUGGGUUUUUUUUUUGUUUUUUUCAAAUUUUUGACGGACAAUUACCUCGUCCGAGUCGCUACUCGUUAUUCGAACGUACUCUCAAUAAUCGCGGCUCCAAAAUGUCCACGAUGAAGUUGAGAGCGAGGGAGGAUAAGUGUUUCCCCCCUUUCUUUAGUCAAAAUAGUGUUCUCUCUCUCUCUCUCUCUCUCUCUCUCUCUCUCUCAACUUGUAGAAGAACCCUUAAGCCUCUCUAUCUAGAACUCUCUCCAAUUUCAACUCACUCUCCUUUAUAUUAGCUUGCAAGUGCUCAUAUCACGGCCUCACUUUACGUCCGUGAAGUAUGCAAUGAAAGCAUGAAUUCAGCAAAAUGCAUUGCUUCAUUAACAUACUUCACAGUCUGGUUACUGACAUUGUGGUUGAGAGACCAUGAGAAUUACAACGCCCAUGACCUGUAUGAAGGCUCCUGGACGAUUGCAAACUUCACAGGUUGGCUGCUCGCAUCAUGGUUUAUAGACCGUGAUCCUCACAGUGCCCACGAGCUGCACAAACUCUCUCGGAAGUGUGUAGUUUUCACGGUUUGAGUGUUGAUGUCAAUGUUGCUGCCCGUGAUAAUCCCUGGCUGGUCCUGAUCCUUGUACUUUUUGUCCAUUUUGUUCCCUUUUCGCCCUCUUUUGUCCGACUUUCUAUCCCGGUGCCAAUUCUACCUGCUUAGAUCCGAAACAUGCCAAAACACGACCAAAGCUAACACAAAAUAGCUCGAAGGACGGCGCAAACCAAGUCAAACGACGCAAGUCAGGGGGUGUAAAAUUGUGUAAUCUAUCCCGAAUCAAUUAGUAAUUAGCAUCUUGCUAAGAAAUGGAGAAAUACCUCGGCAUCAUUAGAUCUUUUGAAUUGGGGGACGGAUACCACUGAGAAACAAAUAAGGCUUAGCGUAUCACUGAUGCCGAUUUUAUGCCCCCCCCUAAAAAAAUCCGUCUAGCUGCUUUUUAUCCUAAAAAAUUAAUAAAAUUAUAUUUAAAUA